Cloeon dipterum is the source of this 1535-nucleotide messenger RNA. RefSeq names its product coiled-coil-helix-coiled-coil-helix domain-containing protein 7. The transcript has 3 exons. Gene Ontology annotation, cellular component: mitochondrion. The coding region runs from base 107 to 370 and encodes 87 amino acids. NCBI's taxonomy places the organism in Eukaryota, Metazoa, Arthropoda, Insecta, Ephemeroptera, Baetidae. Gene Ontology annotation, biological process: mitochondrial respiratory chain complex assembly. The record is from RefSeq and is a predicted model, not a curated record.
CCUGUGAACAGAUGUUCGACAAAAACAGUGCUUGUUAUUGGAAUACGGGAAUAGAAUAACAAGUUGAUUGUAACGAUUAUAUAAUAGUAAUUAUUCACUCGCCACAAUGAGAAAUGAUCCAGCUAAGCUAACUAGCGAGUACAACAAUCCCUGUUUAAAGGAGCAGGAAUUGUCUUUCAAGUGUAUGCACGACAACAAUUUUGACAGAGACUCUUGCACAAACGUUUUUAAAAAUUAUCAAGUGUGCAAGGAAUUUUGGAAUCACAUUAAAGUGCAAAGGCGCAGAGAUGGUAUCAAGCCGUACAUGCCACCACCUGAGGAGAGGGAUCAAAUUAAGUCAGACUAUUUGAACAGUAGAAAGAAGUUGUAAUGACUCAAAAAUUAAACUGUUAAAAAUAUUACUUUCGUUGGGUGUACAAUAAUAUAUUAUGUAAGUCGGAUAUUCUAUGGAUGAAAUAAAGCGAGAUUUUAUGCUAUAUUAGCAUGGCUUUUAUUAAAUCUGUUGAGUAGUUCACAAACCAGUGGUGUUUUCUUGAUCUUCGAUACUCGCUUGAUGCGUUAUGAUCCUAAAAAAGUGACCAAGCUGUUCCUCACCUGCAAUCUAUAUUCCACAGCAACAUCUUCGGCUUUACUUCAAAUUAUGCAAAUUUACAUUUCGGCCAGCUAUGACUAAUUUUUUACGUUCGCCUUAACAAGUUUGUGUAUGUACAAGAGACUGUCUUCUACAACUUGGCUUCAUGGUUGGGUGUAUACAAUUUGCACAACAUGCAAAUAUUAAGCUGCUCUAAGCAUUUACCCUUAAAAGUUAUAAUCUCUUCAUGAAAAAGCUGCGUGUGCGUCUUCCAGGAAUAAAUAAUAACACUAAUUGAUGUAUACUUUACAUGGGUAUGGAAGGCUGAAAUUUUCUAAGACGCAUGGCUUCUUAAUUUGUAGUGAGCACGUAUAAUUCUUGCAUUCUGCGUAUUUAUUACAUCGUAUAUAUUAGAACUGGCGACAUUCAGAUAGGAUGAAAGACAUCAAGAUUUUCCAAAGCUGUUCGACAUUUUGUUGCGACAGACUAACCUACCAAACGCAACCUCGAAUCACUUAAAAACUGAUCUGGUACUGCGUUGCUAGUUCAACAGAAGCGAGACUAGGAAUGAUUAAACAAGUGAUAUUAGAAUUCGUUGGAAACAGCACAUUACUACACUCAAUGAUAACGUAAUUCAAGAUUGCAGACACUGGUUCAAACAAUAAAACACUUUGUAACCCUCAAUCAAUCCCACCUUGAUAUGAUCUCCCGAUACAUUUGAUCAAUUUGUUGAUUGUGUAGGUCAGUUCGUCAAUUUGGGCCCACUCUGCAUGGAAAUUUAAAACACGUUUAAAUAUUCGCACUUAAACUAAAGGGAAAACUGCAGGUUCUCGAUGUGUAAAGUAAUGGCCAAAAACUGGCUCAAAAUCUGUCGGCGAAAACGACUGAAAGUUCUCGUUUGAGUGCUGCAAAGGUAGCAAGCUCUGGAGUACAUAAUAAAUCAAACCGAUUUCGAAAAAAAAAA